Ceratotherium simum simum (southern white rhinoceros) is the source of this 1059-nucleotide messenger RNA. The record is from RefSeq and is a predicted model, not a curated record. NCBI's taxonomy places the organism in Eukaryota, Metazoa, Chordata, Mammalia, Perissodactyla, Rhinocerotidae.
GGUACCGCGGGGGCGAGCGGGGCGGGGCCACGGAGCAGUUAUAGUUGGACCUGCCCGGGGACCAACUCCUCGCCUGUAGCCUCCUGCGCUCUGGCUGCCCGACGCCCCGAUUCCGCCGCGCGCCCAGAUCCAGCUAAGCCAACUCCUGGCCCGCCCCGCCGGGCAGCCAUCAACAUGAGCACCCUGGCGCGGGGCACGGGGGUGCGGGGCCCGUGGCGGGGAGCCCCUGCAAGCCGGCCGCUAUUCGCAUUGCUGUUGCUUCUGCUGCUACUGCUGCCGCUGCCCGCCGGCGCCUGGUACAAGCACGUGGCGAGUCCCCGCUACCACACGGUGGGCCGCGCCGCGGGCCUGCUCAUGGGGCUGCGCCGUUCGCCCUACAUGUGGCGCCGCACGUUGCGUGCCCCAGCUGGACCCCUUGCCUGGGACACCCUAGGCCUGGGCACGCACCCCCCGGGGCCGUCUGCCAGAGACACCCUCUCCCCGGGACCCGCCGUCCGCGAUGCUCUCCUGUUUCCCUCCGGGGUUCAGGGACUGUGGGAAGCGCGACUCCCCGUCAGUGCGCCCCGGAGCCCGCCCGAACCCGAGCCGCGGCUGGGCGCCGAUUUCUGGACCUCAGCGGAGCAGGCCAGUGGUGUUCUGUUCCCAUCCAUCUUCACCCACAGGCUGAGUCCUGGGCUGCAGAAGGCGCACGGCUACGGCUUCCACCUGCACGGCGAGAAGGGUCGCCGCGGGCAGUUCAUCCGGCGCGUGGAGCCCGGCUCCCCGGCCGAGGCGGCCGCGCUGCGCGCCGGAGACCGCCUGGUUGAGGUCAACGGCGUCAACGUGGAGGGCGAGACGCACCACCAGGUGGUACAGAGGAUCAAGGCUGUGGAGGGGCAGACUCGGCUGCUGGUGGUAGACAAGGAGACGGACGAGGAGCUCCGCCGGCGACAGCUGACCUGCACCGAGGAGAUGGCCCACCGAGGGCUUCCGCCUGCCCACGAUCCCUGGGAACCAAAGCCAGACUGGGCACGUGCAGGCAGCCUCGGCUCUGAGGCUGGCCAGAAGCUUGUGUCCUAA